Messenger RNA from Bubalus bubalis (water buffalo), 4954 nucleotides. It is a transcript of the gene MAP1S, whose product is annotated as microtubule associated protein 1S. Lineage: Eukaryota; Metazoa; Chordata; Mammalia; Artiodactyla; Bovidae. Gene Ontology annotation, biological process: microtubule cytoskeleton organization; regulation of microtubule depolymerization; dendrite development. The transcript has 7 exons. The record is from RefSeq and is a predicted model, not a curated record. Gene Ontology annotation, cellular component: microtubule associated complex; synapse; dendrite. Gene Ontology annotation, molecular function: actin binding; microtubule binding. The coding region runs from base 120 to 3320 and encodes 1066 amino acids.
AGGGGGCAGUUAACGAGCGAGGAGGGGCUUCCGGGAGGGGUCUUCAGCCCUUCCGGUCCGGCCCCUUUAAGGGGCGGGGACAGUAGGGCGGGCGCUCGGAGCGUCAGGGCGGCGCUAAGAUGGCGGCGGCGGUCGAAGGGUCCGGGGCGGCCGAGGUCCCCAGCUCGCUGCUGCUCGUAGUAGGCGGCGAGUGCGGGUGCCGGGGGCUGCUUGCCUACGUGCUGGAGGAGCUUGAACGAGGCAUCCGGUCUUGGGACAUUGACCCUGGCGUCUGCAGCCUCGAUGAGCAGCUCAAGGUCUUCGUGUCCCGGCACUCAGCCACCUUCUCCAGCAUUGUGAAAGGCCAGCGGAGCCUGCACCACCGUGGUGACACCCUGGAGACGCUGGUCCUCCUGAAUCCAUCAGACAAAUCCCUGUGUGAUGAGCUCCGGAACCUUCUGCUAGACCCUGCCUCUCACAAGCUGCUGGUGCUGGCGGGGCCCUGCCUGGAGGAGACAGGGGAGCUGCUGCUCCAGACCGGGGGCUUCUCACCCCGCCACUUCCUCCAGGUCCUGGGGGACAAAGAGAUCCGGGAUCUCCUGGCCUCCACACCCCCGCCUGCAGAGCUGCCCAAGCUCACCAUCACCUGCCCGACCUUUGGUGACUGGGCCCGGCUGGCCCCCGAAGUGCCCGGCCUGCAGGGCAUGCUCCAGCUGCGGUUGAACCCUCCGGUGCAGCUGCCGGCUUCCGAGGGCCUGCGCGAGUUCCUGGAGUACGUGGCCGAGUCCCUGGAGCCGCUCUCGCCCUUCGAGCUGCUCGAGCCUCCGGCCUCUGUGGGCUUCCUCAGGCUCGCCCGGCCCUGCUGCUACAUCUUCCCCGGUGGCCUAGGUGAUGCCGCCUUCUUCGCCGUCAAUGGCUUCACUGUGCUGGUCAACGGCGGCUCCAACCCCAAGUCGAGCUUCUGGAAGCUGGUGCGGCACCUGGACCGGGUGGACGCUGUGCUGGUGACCCACGCUGGCGCCGACAGCCUCCCGGGCCUCAACAGUCUGCUGCGGCGCAAGCUGGCGGAGCGUGACGAGGCGGCUGCUGGCGGGGGCUCCGGGGACGACCGGCUCCGCCGGCUGAUCUCCCCCAACCUGGGCGUCGUGUUUCUCAAUGCCCGCGCUGCUGCCUCUCGGCUGGUGCGUGGCGAGGAUGAGGCCGAACUGGCCCUGAGCCUCCUGAGCCAGCUGGGCAUCACCCCUGUGCCCCUGAACCGAGGGCCGCUGCCUGCCGAGCCCACCGUGCUCUUCCAGAAGAUGGGCGUGGGCCGGCUGGACAUGUAUGUGCUGCACCCGCCUUCAGCCGCCACCACUGACCACACCCUGGCCUCCGUGUGCGCCCUGCUGGUGUGGCACCCUGCGGGCCCCUCCGAGAAGGUGGUGCGUGUGCUAUUCCCUGGCUGCACGCCCCCCACCCGCCUCCUGGAUGGCCUGGUCCGCCUGCAGCACCUGGGGUUCCUGCGGGAGCCGGUGGUGACGCCCCAAGACCUGGCGGGGCCUCGGCGAGCUGAGAGCAAGGAGAGCGUGGCCUCCCGGGACAGCUUGAGGAGAGAGGGCCGCACGAUAGUGCCCUCCAGGCCCACCCAGGAGCGCCCAGGGGUGGCCCGGAAGGACUCCCCACGGACUGAGGCCCCUCGCAGGGCUGAGAAAGAAGCCAGGCCCUCCCGGGAGGUGAAGAAGGACCCCAGACCCAGUGCCCCUCGCGUCCAACCCCGGGAGGUGCGCCGGGCAGCCUCUGCAGUGGUUAGUGGCAAGAAUGUGGGUGCCCAGGUGGCUCCCAAGCCCCGCAGAGCACCCAACACACCCCGCCCAGGGGUCCCACCAGCUGAGAAUGGGCCCCGCAGCCCCACCAGCUUCCGGAGCGGAGAGGCCAGCCCCCCGACAGAGGCCUGCAGCUCCCCGGCCCCCCAGCUUGUGGCCACACCCAGCCAAGAGAGCAGCCUGGAUCUGGGGCUCAGCCCGGCAGGGGAGGAAGGCGGCAGCUUAGAGGAGAAAACCCUGGAGCUGCUGUUGGCCGCCAGCACCCCCCAGCCGUGUACACCCUCGCCCGCCGAGACCCAGCAGGGCCCAACAGAGAGCAGCGGGCCGCUGUCGCUGAGCCCCCUGCGGGGUGGGGAGCCCGGGCCGGAUGCCUCCCCCACAGUGACCACGCCCUCGCUGCCCGCGGAGGUGGGCUCCCCACACUCCACAGAGGUGGACGAGUCCCUGUCCGUCUCCUUUGAGCAGGUGCUCCCGCCACCAGCUGCAGCUGCGAGUGAAGCUGGGCUCAGCCUCCCGCUCUGUGGCCCUCGGGUGCGGCGCUCGGCCUCCCCGCACGACGUGGACCUGUGCCUGGUGUCGCCCUGUGAGUUCGAGCACCGCAAGGCCGUGCCCAUGGCGCCGGCCCCCGUGUCCCCCGGCAGCUCCAACGACAGCAGCGCCCGGUCGCAGGAGCGGGCGGGGGCUCCGGGAGGCGCCGAGGAGACACCACCCACAUCCGUCAGCGAGUCCCUGCCCACCCUGUCUGACUCGGACCCCCUCCCGGCUGCCCCUGGCACUGCCGACUCAGACGAGGACACGGAGGGCUUCGGGGUCCCCCGCCGUGACCCACUGCCUGACCCCCUCAAGAUCCCCCCACCGCUGCCCACCCCACCUAGUAUCUGCAUGGUGGACCCGGAGAUGCUGCCUCCCGAGCAGGCCCGGCUGAAAGGAGGCGGCAGCCGUACCCGGAAGCCCCUUACCCGCCCCAGCUCUGGCACUACUCCCCCCAAAGCCACUCCAGUGACUGCUACCAAAACCAAGGGGCUGGCCAGUGGGGACAGGGCCAGUCGGCCACUCAGCGCCCGCAGCGAGCCCAGUGAUAAAGGAAAUCGGGCAUCCCUGUCCAGAAAGCCCUCGGUCCCCAAGACAACCACUCGAGGUCCAUCUGGGUCAGCUGGCAGUCGGUCAGGAGGGUCAGCGGCCCCACCGGGCUCCCCUGUCUACCUUGACCUGGCCUACCUGCCCAGCGGGGGCAGUGCCCGCCUGGUGGAUGAGGAGUUCUUCCGGCGGGUGCGAGCGCUCUGCUACGUCAUCAGCGGCCAGGACCAGCACAAGGAAGAGGGCAUGCGGGCCGUCCUGGACGCGCUCCUGGCUGGCAAGCAGCAGUGGGAUCGGCAGCUCCAGGUGACCCUGAUCCCCACCUUCGAUUCGGUGGCGAUGCACGAGUGGUACGAGGAGACGCACACCCGGCACCAGGCGCUGGGCAUCACGGUGCUGGGCAGCAACAGCACCGUGUCUAUGCAGGACGAGGCCUUCCCCGCCUGCAAGGUGGAGUUCUAGCCCCCCCACCAGCACCCCCAGCACCCGCCACUGUCCCGGGACGCGCCUGCGUCAGAAAUAAACCGGGUGCGACUCAGCCGUGGCCUCAGUUCCUUCUGCCGGCAGGAGACUUGGCCGCGCUCCAGACGCCACUGCUGCCAAGGGUGGUCCCCAGUGUGGGGAGGGGCAGCUUCUGCGGAACUCCCAGCAGCCUCCAGGUCAGAUGUGCCCUGGCCCCCGUGUCACAGAUGGAAAACCCAGGCCCGGGGAGGCAGUGCCUCCCAGGCCAGUGGAGCUGGCUGCCGACAUCAGGCCUCCAGCCCAGCAACUGUGCCUGUGGGUCCCCCGGUUAUAGACAGGAAGGCAGCUGCCAAACCCCAGCUGCACAAACCAAGGUGAGAUCCGAGCCCUGACUCUGCUCCCGAUCCAUUACGAUAGAAGUCACCCUCUUUCCUAGAGAUGAUUGACACUCAUGGCAGGACAGUCUUAUACUCUACAGCAAGCUCUCAACUCAUUAUCGACCGGGAGGUUUUUGCAGACACUAAUGCCCGUGGCCAGCAUUUUUAUUUUGGCCGGCCAAAAUUUUCUUCUGUUGUUUCACUAAUACUGUGUGGGUUAUGACGUUCAGUAGUUACUCCUGACACACCUGUGAGGUCUUCUCCAGCAGCGGAGCUUCAUUUUCACUUCUGUGUCAGAGCCAGUCACUGAGGUCUCUCGUCUCUGCGCUGGCCUGACGUUCACAUCGUCUGAGUCGGAGCUGUUGUCUGAAGAGCUGCCACCUUUGGAGACACUACUGCGUAUUUCACUCGGGCAGAGCAGGCAUCUGCGCACAGCGCACUGACACGGUCUCCACUCAGAAUGUAGCAAUACAUCAUUUUUGAAAAAUUUAUGGUAACAAACUUGUGUUUAUAAAAUACACAAGGAAAAAAAAAAAUACACAAGGUUGGAACUAAUGGAGAAAAACGUGAAUGGUAACGACAAUCAUACAUUGUAUAAUGAACCCUUGACCAGUUUUAAGCUCGGACAACUUUGCCUGGUGUUGUUAAUUGUAUUACUGUCUAAAUAUUGAUACGUCUUUGGUCAAUAAUGUUCAGGUAACAAAAGAUGUAUUAAUAUGUCUUCAGUCAGCAGUGUGUUUAAAACGCAGUCUGAAACCUAAAAGCUACAAAACACCAAUCUCCCGAUGAACCCCCCUCCCUAAUCUCCCUGUUCUGCAUGUAUAGGAACACCUAGAUUUAAUUUUCAGUAAGAUGCCAUCUCACUGGAUUGGAUGGCGACCUAAAAAAAAUGUGAAAAGUGCUAACCCCUCAAUACCUACCCUCGUUUUCCUGUAAGGAGAGACCUCUUACUCUGGGGUCUGAAGAAGGGUUACUGUUUAUACCGUGUCACCCUGAUUUUUCAUCUUGUUGAGUACAGGUGCAGCCUCCUGUCCUCAUUUCAUUUCUUUCCAGGAACAUUUUCUUAUAUUUAUUUUUAAUUAGUUCAAUUUUUUUAUUUAGACGUUUGUCUUUUUCUCAUUUAGAUAUCAUAAUUCUUUUUUUUUUCUAAAUAGGGACAAUAAACUUGUUAAAGUUUUUAAUUGUGAAAAAUACAUAACAUAAAAUUUGCCAUUUUAACCACUAAUAAACUCUUGCAUUGUAAAAUUUUUUUCCCCA